This is a messenger RNA of Neomonachus schauinslandi (Hawaiian monk seal), 4044 nucleotides long. RefSeq names its product uromodulin like 1 (gene UMODL1). Gene Ontology annotation, molecular function: calcium ion binding; protein binding; peptidase inhibitor activity. NCBI's taxonomy places the organism in Eukaryota, Metazoa, Chordata, Mammalia, Carnivora, Phocidae. The record is from RefSeq and is a predicted model, not a curated record. Gene Ontology annotation, cellular component: extracellular region; cell surface. The transcript is spliced from 24 exons. Bases 1 to 3975 code for a protein of 1324 amino acids.
AUGCUCAGGACCCUCCAGCUGGCCUUGCUGGCUCUGGUCAGAGCGGCGGGCCCGAGCCAGGCCAGCGGCUUCACAGAAAAAGGCCUUUCCUUGCUGAGCUUCCAGCUGUGCAACUACAGCGUGACCCGAAGCAUCCAGAAGGUGGGGGCUGUCCAGGCAUCGCACGUGAUCUACACUCCCUGCGGCGGGUGGAUCCCAUGGAGGCGGUGCCCUAAGACGGUUUACAGAACCCAGUAUGUGGCUGUGGAGGUCCCCGAGUCCAGGAACGUGACCGACUGCUGCGCGGGCUAUGAGCAGCUAGGCCUCUACUGCGUCCUGCCCCUGAAUCGGUCCAGGGAGUUUGCCUCGAGACCUGGGGUCUGCCCGAUGGUGGGGCUCGGAGCACCCGCCUCACCCUGCGUGCUGGACACAGACUGCCCGGGACUUCGGAAGUGCUGCCCCUCAUCCCGGGGCCACCACUGCGUGGCUCCUGACCUCCGAGCUCCAGAGAGCCCUGUGACCUUCUGGUACCGGGUGACUGUCCUGGUAAAAAUGGACUUCAAGGAGCUCGAGGAGGUGGACCCCAGACUCCUGGACCACAUGCGGCUUCUGCACUCCAUGGUCACCAGCGCCUUGCAGCUGCUGCGCCCCGCUGUCCACCACCUGCAGUCGGCCCGCGGGGCCACCUCCACCAUGGAGUCACAACUGCUGUUGGGCCUGUGGCAGCCGGUGCCCGCGGCCCAUGUCUCCGCGAUGCUGGACGAGGUCGUGAAGCGCGUCUGUGCCGUGAUCGACAUCCAGGCGCAAGAUGUCGACGAGUGCUUCAUCGAAGAACUCACUGCCUGCUCCGAGGGGGAGCGGUGUUCGAACGUGGAGGGCUCAUCCCAGUGCACCUGUGACCCCGAGCCGCCGGCCUCGGCUCCCCGGAAGCUGAACCACACCUGGGAUGACUGCCCUCCCAUCCGGGACUACGUGACCCUCAAUGUCACCAGCAGCAGCUUUUGGGUGUCUUGGAGUUUAAAUUCUACCCGGCACCGCAUGUUCCUCGUGCGGGUUUACAAGGGGGGGGAGCUCCUCCAGAGCGCCAGGACCGCGGGGAGGACCCUGCAGGUGGCUGGGCUGGAGGCCGGAGAGCUGUAUGCAGUGAAGACCAGCUACCAGGCGUGCGGGGCCAACGUCACUGCUACGCUGACCGUCAGAACAGACGCCCGCGAAUUUGAAGUCACCGUCAGGGUCCUGAACCUCAAUGCGACAGAAGAGCUGCUCAACCACAGCGGCCCCGAGUACCGGGACUUUUCUCGACAGCUGCUCGGAGAGGUUGCAAACUCCUUCCCGCCUGCGGUGUCCGACCUGUACAGGAGAGGGAAGCUGAGGAUGCGGAUCGUCUCUCUCCAGGCCGGAAGCGUGCUGGUGACGCUCAGGCUGACGGUUCAGGACCCUGAGUUCCCAGUGGGACUCUCCACGCUGGCCCCCAUGCUCCCACCUCUGCUGGCCAGCACGCUGUUCCAGAUCGACCCGCGGGAGACACGCGUGCAAGAUUGGGAUGAGUGUGCAGACAGCCUGCGGCACGACUGCUCCCCCGCUGCCCAGUGCAUCAACCUCGAGGGCUCCUACACCUGUCGGUGUCGGACGGCCAGGGACGCCAACCCAACCCGUGCGGGCCGGGCCUGCGAGGGUGACGUGGUGAACCCCACGGGAGGUGUCCUGGCUCCGGCAACAGGUGUAACAGCCCCAGAGCUCGGCACAGAAACAACAGCCCUUGGCCGGGAGACUCCCACCUUGUGGCCCAGCCCUGGGUACCCCUGGGGCAUCCCUGCAGCAGGCCAGGCCCAGACCCCAGGACCCCCACCCAGGAGAGGGGGCAGCGGCGUGGUCAAGCAGGUCAGAAACAGCACAGGGCAAGGGGUGGAGGAGGAGAUAAACUCCACCACGGAACCGUCCUUCUGGCCCACCCCUACCAAGGGCCCCACAGACCACAUAGAGUGGCAUGCCAGUCUGCCCACUUGGAAUACACCACCAGCACUUCUGGACCACACGGGACCACAGCAUUUGGACCCUGGGCCAUCCAGCUCCCCAGACCUACCCUCAGCCCCCACCCCUGAGUCUCUGAAGCUUCCGGCCUGUGUUCCCGCCCCCAUCAAAAGGGUCACCAUCUCCAAUGUGACCAGCACCAGCUUCCACGUGGCGUGGGCGGCGGAUCUUGCCCUGCACCCCACCUUCCAGCUCACCGUGCUCCCUACGCGGAGCCCCGCGGUGCACCUGGAGACCCGGGAUGCGAGCCUGACGCUGUCGGGACUGGAGCCUGGCGUCCUACACCUGGUCGAGAUAGCGGCCGAAGCCUGUGGGAAAGGAAGUGCCAGGGCCCGCCUGAAAGUGAGGACAGCGGCCCAGAAACUCAGAGGCCAAGUCAGAAUAGCAGACGUCAGCUAUGUGGAGUCCUUCCGCAACCCAAGCAGCAAGGAGUAUCGGGUCUUCCAGGAGCGAUUCUUUAGGAUGGUGCGGGCUUCCUUGCCAGCCGCCGUGCUCCGGCUCGUGGACACCGGCGGGGUCCAGAUGGAGGUGACCCGCAUCGCCAACGGCAGCGUUGUGGUGGAGUUUAACCUGCUGAUCACUGCAGACGUGGAUGUCCGCGAGGUGUCCGCCGCGUUCCUCGUGGCCUUUCAGAACGCGUCUCUGCUGGAGGUGGUCGGAGGGGAUACCUUCAUACAGGAUUACGACGAGUGUGAGAACCAGGAGCACGACUGUGAGCCGGGUGCGUCCUGCCGCAACACUCUGGGCUCCUUCACCUGCAGCUGCGCCGGCGGCGCCCCCCGCUUCCCUGUGGAAUAUUCUGGAAGACCCUGUGAAGAUGACUUCCCUGGCAACACCACCCAGGCUCCUGGCCCCUUUCUGGGCCCUGGCCCGGAGCAGCUCCCCACCCCAGCAGGAGCGAGGGCUGCCUCUGUGCCGGGUACCAGCCAGGGCCCCCAGGAACCGCCCCCGCGGCUGAAACUGACCGAGGCGGUCAGGGUGCUCUGCGAGAUUGAGAAGGUGGCCAUCGCCAUCCAGAGGCGCUUCCUGCAGCAGGAAUCCAUCCCUGAGUCUUCCCUGUACCUGGGACACCCAUCCUGCAAUGUGAGCGACCACAACAGCACACACGUGCUCCUGGUGGCCGGGUGGACCGAGUGCGGAACCGUUGUGCAAAGUAACGUGACGAACACGGUGGUGAGGACCAUGCUGAGGAACGACCUGUCCCCCGAGGGCAUCAUCCACCACCUGAAGAUCCUGAGCCCCAUCCACUGUGCCUUCCAGAACGACCUCCUGACGUCAUCGGGCUACACUCCGGAGUGGGGGGUUUACACCAUUAUCGAGGACCUCCACGGCGCUGGCAAUUUUGUCACCGAGAUGCAGUUAUUUAUUGGGGAUUCUCCUAUACCUCAAAAUUACAGCGUGUCUGCCAGCGACGACAUCAAGAUUGAAGUGGGGCUCUAUAAUCAGAAGAGCAACCUCAAGGUGGUCCUGACUGAGUGCUGGGCGACGCCAUCCAGCAAUGCCAGGGACCCGGUCACAUUUGGCUUCAUCAACAACAGCUGCCCCAUCCCCAACACACACACGAAAGUGCUCGAGAACGGGGAUUCCAGCAAGGCCCAGUUUAAGCUGAAAAUCUUCUCUUUCAUCAACAACUCCAUCGUCUAUCUGCACUGCAGACUUCGCAUUUGCAUGGACUCCCCUGGGACCACGUGCAAAAUAAAUUGCAAUGACAUCCAGUCCCCAAGAAGCAGUGAAGCAUCUGCGACACACCAGAUGUCCUGGGGACCCCUCAUUCGGUCUGAAGGUGAGCGUCCAGGUGUGCAGCCAGGCCUGGGAGCUGGCUACCUCGUCCUCAUCGUGGUGGCUGUCUUUGCCUUGGUGGCAGGAGCAGCUGUCCUUGUCAUCGUGCACUACCAGAGAACGACCGGCAAGUACAACUUCGGAGCCCAGUCAGACGACUUCAGCUACCAGGUGUUCUCCGCGUAGGAGGCCCGGCCAGCCUGGAGGUAGCUGUGCAUCAACCUUGGUUCUUAAUUCAUCAAGUAUCGACGGAAG